Molecule: messenger RNA, 626 nt
Organism: Musca vetustissima
Lineage: Eukaryota; Metazoa; Arthropoda; Insecta; Diptera; Muscidae
Gene: TwdlE
Exons: 3
Coding region: 30-626 (198 amino acids)
Source: RefSeq, a predicted model, not a curated record
AAAAGAAAUAAAUUAAAAACAAAUAUAAAAUGAAGCCUUUCUGUGUGGUUUUAGUUGUUUUAUGCGCUGCUGGUUUGGCUGUGGCCCGACCAGAGCCACCACGUGAUAGCUAUGCUGCCCCACCUCCAAGCAGUUAUGCCCCCAGUGUGCCAAGCGGUAGUUAUGGUGCUCCAGCCCCAGUAUAUGGACCACCACAACAAGCUCCUGUGAUACACAAACAUGUUUACGUUCAUGUUCCACCACCAGAGCCCGAGUAUCAAGCACCAAGAAAACCAAUUGUAGUGCCACCACCACAGAAACACUACAAAAUUGUAUUCAUUAAGGCUCCAUCACCACCAGCACCCACCGCCCCAGUCAUACCACAAUUGCCACAAACCGAAGAAAAGACUCUGGUCUAUGUGUUGGUUAAGAAACCCGAUGAACAACCCGAAAUUGUUAUUCCCACACCGGCACCAACACAACCCAGCAAACCUGAAGUCUAUUUCAUUCGUUACAAGACCCAGAAGGAAGAAACUGGACCCUAUCCUAACAGUAUUGCACCAGCUCCUUCUGGUGAUUAUGGUGCUCCAUCUGUACCCUCAGCACCAUCGGCGCCAAGCUCUUCGUACGGUGUACCCUCACAUUAA